Messenger RNA from Darwinula stevensoni, 3064 nucleotides. Lineage: Eukaryota; Metazoa; Arthropoda; Ostracoda; Podocopida; Darwinulidae. The record is from the annotation of a GenBank genome assembly.
AUGUUUGGUGUUCUUUUGCAGCCGCUGAGAUUGGAUAUUAAGCGCCGUUUGACGGCGCGCUCAGAUCGAGUGAAGUGUACAGAUCUUCAUCCGACCGAACCAUGGAUGCUUGCUUCACUCUACAAUGGGCAUAUUCACGUGUGGAAUAUAGAGACACAACAGCUGGUCAAGUCAUUUGAGGUGUGUGAGUUGCCAGUCAGAGCUGCAAAAUUUGUGCCACGAAAGAAUUGGAUAGUUGCAGGAUCAGAUGACAUGCAGAUCCGGAUUUACAACUACAACACCUUGGAGCGCAUUCACUCAUUUGAAGCACAUUCGGACUAUGUCCGCAGUAUUGUUGUUCACCCUAUGCAACCUUUCAUUCUCACCAGUAGUGAUGACAUGCUAAUCAAGCUGUGGAAUUGGGAGAAGCAGUGGGCAUGCCAGCAAGUUUUUGAAGGUCAUACUCAUUAUGUCAUGCAGAUUGUCAUCAACCCUAAGGACAACAAUACCUUUGCAAGUGCUUCACUUGACCGCACUGUCAAGGUGUGGCAGCUGGGUUCCUCAACUGCAAAUUUCACAUUAGAGGGGCAUGAGAAAGGGGUGAACUGUGUGGACUACUAUCAUGGAGGAGAUAAGCCAUAUCUCAUUUCUGGAGCGGAUGAUCGCUUAGUUAAGAUCUGGGACUACCAGAACAAGACCUGUGUUCAGACACUUGAGGGACAUGCACAAAACAUCUCAUCAGGUGAAUGCAGGAAGCUUCCUAUCAUUUUGACUGGAUCAGAAGAUGGGACUGUUCGGAUAUGGCAUGCAAAUACUUAUAGGCUUGAAAACACUUUGAAUUAUGGAUUAGAGCGAGUCUGGACCAUUGCCUCUCUAAAGGGUUCAAACAAUAUUGCUCUUGGCUAUGAUGAGGGGAGCAUUAUCAUCAAGUUGGGGAGGGAAGAACCAGCCAUGUCCAUGGAUCUCAAUGGAAAGAUUAUCUGGGCCAGGCAUGCUGAAAUUCAGCAGGCCAACUUGAAGGCCAUUGGUGAUUCUGAGGUCAAAGAUGGAGAGAGGCUCCCUCUUGUGGUCAAGGAUAUGGGCUCAUGUGAAAUCUAUCCCCAAACCAUUGCUCACAACCCCAAUGGAAGAUUUGUGGUGGUGUGUGGAGAUGGAGAAUAUAUCAUCUAUACAGCAAUGGCACUGAGAAACAAGGCAUUUGGCAGUGCUCAGGAGUUUGUCUGGGCAUUAGAUUCUUCUGAAUAUGCUGUUCGGGAAAAUUCUACAAUGGUGAAGCUCUUCAAAAAUUUCAAAGAGAAGAAGUCCUUUAAACCAGAAUUUGGUGCUGAGGGGAUUUAUGGUGGCUUUCUCCUUGGAGUGCGAUCAGUUUCAGGCCUUGCCUUCUAUGAUUGGGAGAGUCUGGAUCUCAUUCGUCGCAUUGAGAUUCAACCAAAGCAUGUGUUUUGGUCAGAUACUGGGGAACUGGUCUGCAUAGCUACUGAAGACUCAUAUUUUAUCCUUCGCUAUGAUUCUUCUGAAGUGACCAAAGCUCACCAGACAAAGACGGGCCUUACAGAAGAUGGCAUUGAAUCUGCUCUUGAUGUGCUUGGAGAAGUUCAAGAGUCUGUGAAGACAGGUCUUUGGGUUGGAGACUGUUUCAUCUAUACUAAUGGUGUGAACCGACUCAACUAUUAUGUGGGAGGGGAACUGGUCACCAUUGCACAUUUGGACAGGACCAUGUACCUCUUGGGUUAUAUUCCCAAGGACAAUCGGCUCUAUCUUGGUGACAAAGAACUGAACAUCAUGUCGUACUCACUCCUUCUCUCAGUCCUGGAGUAUCAGACAGCUGUGAUGCGCAAGGACUUUGAGACAGCUGACUCUGUUCUCCCAUCCAUCCCCAAAGAACAACGCACCCGUGUUGCCAGCUUCCUCGAGAAGCAGGGUUUCAAGAAGCAGGCCUUGGCUGUUAGCACAGAUCCAGAGCAUAAAUUUGAGCUAGCUUUCCAAUUGGGAGACCUGAAGCUCUGUCACCAAUUGGCAGAGGAGUUAAACUCAGAAACCAAGUGGAAACAGCUCUCUGAGCUUGCCACAUUGAGAGGAGACUUUAAACUGGCUCAAGAGUGCCUUCACAAGGCCAAUGAUCAUGGAGGCCUUCUCCUCAUGGCUACCGCUGCUGGGAAUGCACAGAUGGUGGAACGACUUGGUGAUUCCUGUGCUGAAAGUGGAAAAAACAAUGUGGCAUUCCUUUCAUAUUUCCUCCUUGGCCAGCUAGACAAAUGCCUCCAGAUCCUGGUUGAUACCAACCGUCUCCCUGAAGCUGCCUUCUUUGCCAGGACCUACAUGCCAAGCCAGGCAAGCCGUAUCAUCAGCAUGUGGAAGGACUCCCUCAAGGCAUCUGCACCAAAGACAGCGCAGAGCCUGGCAGACCCAGAACAAUAUGAGAACCUCUUCUCAGGAUUCCUGGAUUCUUUGAAGGCAGAGCAAUACCUCCAACAGCAGAGGAAAGGUGGAUUUCCACCUGCCUCUUCAUACCCUCGAUAUCCAGGCAAUCAAGAGAGAAAGCCAAUUGAGGAGAUGAAGGCAAGAGAAGAGGAGGGAGCAUUCCACUAUGUACCCUGUGAAGGGAAGGCAAAAGAUCAGGAGCAAAAAGGUGCAGGCUCAAGUUCAGAGCCCCUGAACAACUUAUUACAUUUUGAGGAAUUACUUGAUGACGAUGAUGAGGAAUUCAAGGAUGCACCUUCCACUGAAGAUGAACUUAAAAGGAGAGAGGAGCACCUGUCAACCUCUGCAAUUGAAACAGAGCUAGACCUGGAGAUUGAGAAUCUGCAGCUUGAUAAUGUGGAUCCUAGUGAUGUCAACCUGGAUGAGGAGCUCCUGGAAGACUGAGAAGGAAUUAAUGCACCCCCUGUCUCGAAGGAAAUUAAAAACAUAUGUAUUGAUUAUGAAGUGUUUCAGUGCACCAUUUCCUGAUGCUGUUAUAUUUAUCAUUGUAUCAAUUGAUUUUUUGGGAGAGUGUUCUACAAUCUCUGAAGAAUCAUUCCUUUGGUCUAUUUGAGUAUUUGAAUAUCUAAGGAUGAUGGAAUAAAAUUUUCUUAGGGAAGACUUA